This is a messenger RNA of Perca flavescens (yellow perch), 1779 nucleotides long. Its product is annotated as interferon-induced protein 44. The record is from RefSeq and is a predicted model, not a curated record. Bases 458 to 1339 code for a protein of 293 amino acids. NCBI's taxonomy places the organism in Eukaryota, Metazoa, Chordata, Actinopteri, Perciformes, Percidae. Gene Ontology annotation, biological process: immune response. The transcript has 9 exons.
UGCUGUGUUACCUGUUUUGACUUUGUCUUCAUUCGGGAUUACAUUUUGCCUGCUGUAUCCAGGACUUCUUUUUUUUGUAUUUUUGUGUUUGAAAUUAAAUCCUCAAACAAUCCAUUGUUUUCCGUCUCUGCAUUUGGGUCCGCAUUCUCUGAAUCUGUAACAAGGGAGGAACGCUGAUAGUCCAUUUUGUACAGACUCCAUUUUAAACCCCGACAGAGCAGGAGGAAAACAGGAAGUCUGAGGUGGGGUGAGUUUCCUUUACUUCUUGAUUUAAUCUGCUGAUUUAUCCCCAAUGUUUUACAUGGUUUACCUUCCAGAUUUGGUAAAAUGAGUGAUUUGGAGGAAGAGUAGGACUCUCUGUCCAUGAAGAGUGACUUUUCCAAAGAGGAACCUCCUUUCUUCAGUAACAAACCAGGACCCUCAGACACAAACUCAUUUAUUUAUUUUAAUCCCAGACAUGGGAGGACGCUCCAGCUCUCCUGACCCCCCACCCUCUCCUCUUUUCAGUGAACCUUGGAGGACAAUAAACUGGGAAGACAAACAGAGACAGAGUGAUCUGCAGCAUGUGAAGGACUAUAAACCUCAGACUGUCGGCCAGCAGCUCAGGAUUCUUCUUCAUGGACCAGUUGGAGCUGGAAAGUCCAGUUUCAUCAACUCUGUCCUAAGUGUCUUACACGGCAGAAUGUACAGACAAGCUUUGGUGGAAAACAACUCUCGCGGCUGUUUCACCAAAAAGUACACAACCUACAAGAUUCAAAAAGGCCCACAGACCUUUUACCCUUUUGUCUUUAAUGACAUCAUGGGCCUGGCCAAGGAAGGUGUCCCUGUGGACGAUGUCAAACUGGCUUUGAAGGGACACGUGAAGGAAGAUUAUGCGUUUAAUCCUGAAUCAACGUUGUCGGUGGAUAAUCCAUUCUACAACAACCAUCCGACUGCCAACGACAAAGUGCAUGUUCUGGUUUGUGUCGUUCCUGCCAACACAGUAGCUAACAUGAAACAGGAAACUGUGGAUAAGAUUCGCAACAUCAGGAUGGAAGCCAGUAAACUGAGUAUUCCUCAAGUGGGCAUUCUCACCAAGAUUGAUGAGGCCUGUCCUGAAAUCAAAAACGAUUUGAGGAAUGUCUACAAGGCCAAGUACAUUAAGAACAAGAUGGAGCAGUUCAGUGUAAAUGUGGGAAUUCCCAUGAACUGCAUCUUCCCUGUGAAGAACUACCAUGAAGAAAUCAACCUCAACAAUAACAUUGACUCACUGAUCCUGAGCGCCCUGACAAACAUCAUCAACUUAGGAGACGACUGCAUCAACAUGGGGUCUAGCUGUACCUCUGAGGACAGUGAUUGAAAAGCGCUUCCUCCGGACUUCAAUAUUAAACCUACACCCCCAUAUGCAAAAUAAAAAGAUUCUGUUGUUGUUGUUGUUUCAAGAGUCAUACAGUAUACUGGUUCAAGGUACAGCUUUAUUGCACAAUAAAAUGCUGUUGUAGUUGUAUCUGGACGGCUCUGAUCCUCCACCUGGGAUUUAUGUUGUCUGUUAUUCAGUCAAAUAAUCUAAACUCAGUGUGACUCUGUAGAUUUGUUCUAUCUAUGACCACAUAACUGCAAAUGAACACAUAUAAAUGUAUAUUUCCAUAGAUAUACAGUAUCUAUGUAUAUUUGUCUUGCUUUCUGCUGCAGCUCCACCCUGUGGAAGAAUAUUGUAUUACAGUUCAUUUCCACAUAGAGGAUCUUUGACUGUAUAUCAUAGGCUACUCAAACUGAGCUUGGCAAGACUACUUUUUCAUU